Messenger RNA from Amblyraja radiata (thorny skate), 810 nucleotides. Its product is annotated as immunoglobulin superfamily member 11-like. Gene Ontology annotation, cellular component: plasma membrane. The record is from RefSeq and is a predicted model, not a curated record. The transcript has 6 exons. Lineage: Eukaryota; Metazoa; Chordata; Chondrichthyes; Rajiformes; Rajidae. Bases 37 to 810 code for a protein of 257 amino acids.
CAUUCUUUAUUGGUUUUCAUAAAGACCGUUUUUAUAAUGACCCCGGGGCACCAGCGGCCGCUGAGAGGGAGGACCCCGGCUCACCUGGAACCGGCUCACCUGUGCCCGGCUCACCUGUCCUCCCUCCCUCGCUGUCGGGGCGAAGCUCCCGCGGCCGCUGCUCUCGGCGCAAUGAGCGGCGCCGCGCUCCUCUACCUGCUGGCCGCACUUACAUCCUUGAAUGCAAUGAUGGUCAACGUGAAGGUCCCGCACAUGGAAAUAGCUCGAGGAGAUGCUUUACAUUUACAAUGUACCUAUCAAACCACCGCACCAACUAAAAACCAUCUUAACAUUGAAUGGAUUCUAGUCGAAGAAGUACCGAGUGAAAUGGAACCAACGAUCGAUGUAAUCCAGUACUUCUACGACGGAUUAUACAGCGUUGGAAAAAAGUACAAGGGCAGAGUAAAUUUUACAGGAGAUGCCAACGGGGAAGAUUGUUCAAUAGCGAUCCAGAAUGCGCAGAUAACUGACACUGGAACCUACGUGGUAGAAGUCACAACACCUUAUGAUUUGGUUGGUACGCGGAAAGAAACAGUGGAUGUGACUGUAUUGGGUGACAUCAGCCAGGAUGUUUUGCCUUGUAAUAAGUUCUUCACAAUGAGAAUCAUUAAGGCAAUUGAAACCUUCACGUUGUACAUCAAUGAUUUGGAUGAUGGCUUUAUGGACAAGAAUGCAGAUAAUACAAAGAUAGGUGUAGGGGCAGGCGGUGUAGAGGAAGCAGGGAGUCUGCAGAAGGACUUGGACAAGUACGGAGAGUGGGCUAAGAAGUGA